UCAUUGCCCGUUAGUCAUCGGUACUAGCAACAGAAUGAACCAUCUCUCCCUACCACCCUGCCCACCCGCCAGACCAGGCCGUACCGGAAGUAAUAGGCACGGAAAAGUUGAUGGAAAUAUUUAUCUACGCAGCAAACCGUUCAACCAUAAUCACCAUGGUAACUAGAAAGCGUACACACAGAAAAUGCCGCACUGUUCGCAAUCAAUAAUGGCGUUCAAGGAUGUGCGAGGUAAGUGUGUUCCGGAGAAUUCGGUUAAAUGUUACCAUGUCUGCGUUCAUUUCCCUUUUGUAGAUCUUGCCGAGCAACUAAAACUGCUUGGCUAUCCAAACAACAUUCCCAUCUCGGUGCUUAACACUCCGUACGGGGGUCCGGAAAGCUUCAAAGCCUACUCGGACAUUCUGCAAUGGCUGAUCAAUCGGUUGGAGCCGAAUUUGGUGCUGAGCGGUGGCACCCGCACGGAACAGGAACGGAUCCAGUUCGUCCGGUCGGCUACCGAAUUUUUGGUGACCAAAUCGAGCAUCAAAAUAAAUCCCCGCAAACUGUACGCCAGCUCGGUGGCGGCGGCCAAAGAACUGCUCAAGGUAACUACGCUGCUAAUCUCAUCGCCCAAAGUAACCGGACAUGAGGAGGAGCAAAUAAAAUCGCACGUCGAGAUCGAUCUGUCCGACAAAAUCGAUGACCUGAAGAAGGUGCGUGGCCUAUCGUCCGAGCUUACUAACCGUGGUGCAGCGCUGUACGAUUUGCUAAAGAAGGAACUGAUCAACCGCGAAAUACGGAACGUCCAGUCGACACGUUCGCUGGAGCUGGUAACUACGGAGAAGAUAAUCAAGAACGCUAUUGCCUCGCUACAGUCCAAGCUUGCCAGUUCGAAGGCAGUGCUGGAAGGGUUAAAGGCGGACAACGCUAACCUGGCGUCGAAAAUUUCGCGCAAAGCGUCCGAGCUGGAACGGUCCCGGCAGCGGCUGCAAGCGCUGCAGAAAGUGCGGCCCGCAUAUUUGGAGGAGUUUGAAAAGCUGGAGCUGGAGCUGAAGGGUAUGUACGAGCAGUACAUCGUGCGGAUAAGGUGUGUGGAUGCGCUGCGGUCCCAGCUGAUCAGCAAAAACCGUACGCCGACACCGACCUCCCCGGUGGCCCGCAUCACGGACAGCAGCAUGACGAUACUGCCGGAAGGGUUGAUCGAGUCGGAGGAUGAAAACGACGAGGAUGAUGAUUUCGACGAGCGGGACGAUGUGAAGCUGAAGACGGACCGGCGCAUCUUGAGGAGUGAGCUACUUAAUCGCGAUCGUGGCUCUACCAGGUUUAGGUCGCGCAUCGACGGGGCCUCGCCGAGCGGCAAAGAUCGGUCGAAAAUGAUUGGAAGCAUUGAGGAUGAGCUCGGACCGCUGGACAGCUCGAUGAGCUCGGAAGAGUCGGAAAGUGAGCUCGAAAUGGGAGGCAAUCGCUUGAUCGAUGGCAGCCUGCGUACCGAUGACGAUGAGGAUGAAAGUCUCGCAAAAAUGCCCAGAGAAAGCUCCACCAUCAACAGGGGCGCGAAAGUGGAUCUCAGCGAUGAGGACUUUUAAAGUGCGCUCGGAUCCGGGAGUAGUUUGGCGUUUUAUUUCAUUAUCCAUUUUCGCAACAUUCAAACCUUUUCCUCCUGUAUCUCUCUCUCUCUAUCUCGCUUAAAUCAAACAUGCACUGAAAACAUAGUAAAACAUAGUUUAUACAAAUACUAUACAAAAACA
Anopheles stephensi (Asian malaria mosquito) is the source of this 1726-nucleotide messenger RNA. It is a transcript of the gene Cluap1, whose product is annotated as clusterin-associated protein 1. Gene Ontology annotation, biological process: cilium assembly. NCBI's taxonomy places the organism in Eukaryota, Metazoa, Arthropoda, Insecta, Diptera, Culicidae. Gene Ontology annotation, cellular component: centrosome; intraciliary transport particle B; cilium. The transcript has 3 exons. The coding region runs from base 185 to 1564 and encodes 459 amino acids. The record is from RefSeq and is a predicted model, not a curated record.